AUUUUCAUUGUCCGUGCGUGAAAAACUGACGCGACAAAAAUCUUGUAAUAAGUAAUAAUCAAGCCAGUGAUCUAACAAUCAUAUUUCUCAUUUAAAUGUUACACAAUGUGUGAAUGAAAUACGCAGUUGACAAAGUUUAGCUAUUUUCGUAGUGAUAAGUGCAUUCUAAUAAGUCAAGAUGUCAGCUCACACGGGCCCUGUGGAGUCGUUUGAUGAAUUUUAUUGCGAGGUGAAGGAGAUAGAAAAGCGAGACUCGGUGUUGACACCAAAACAACAGAUCGACAGGCUACUUCGCCCUGGCUCCACAUAUUUCAAUCUGAACCCUUUUGAAGUGUUGCAGCUCGAACCCGACACAUCGCUCGAUGAGAUCAAGAAGAAGUACCGCAGGCUGUCCAUCCUCGUCCAUCCGGACAAAAACAUGGAUGAUUCGGAACGGGCACAACAGGCAUUUGAGAUAGUAAACAGAGCGUGGAAAACCCUAGAGAACGAUGACACCAGGAAGAAGUGUUUGGACAUCUAUCAGGAGGCUAAGGAACGCACUGAACAUAUGAUAGAGCAGAAAAAGAAAAAACAGCGAAAGGAGUCUCGGCAAGCCGAGGGCAUACCCGAAGAUGAUCCUGUCAAGUUCAAACAUGCUGUUUAUGUUAUGACUAUGAAGUUGUUUGCGGACAUGGAGCGCAAGCGGCAGCACCUAGAGACCCGCGACCAGGAGGAGCGGAAACGGAAGCGGGAAGCGGAAAUAGAACAGGAGGAACAACUCACCAUGGAAAAGGAGUGGGCUAAGAAUUUUGAGGAAUCUCGACAAAACCGCGUGGACAGCUGGAAGACCUUCCAGUCCGGCAGCGGCGGCGAAAAAAAAAAAAAAAAGAAAAACAUGAUGACCUUCAAGCCGCCCAAGCCCAAGCCGGAGAGCAGAUAACUUCCAGCCCUAUAAUACGUAA
This is a messenger RNA of Cydia amplana, 941 nucleotides long. RefSeq names its product dnaJ homolog subfamily C member 8-like (gene DnaJ-21). The transcript is spliced from 6 exons. Gene Ontology annotation, cellular component: nucleus. The record is from RefSeq and is a predicted model, not a curated record. Lineage: Eukaryota; Metazoa; Arthropoda; Insecta; Lepidoptera; Tortricidae. Bases 179 to 919 code for a protein of 246 amino acids.